UCUUGCCAUUCUGAGAAUUUUUAUAUAUAUAUAUAUAUAUCUAUAUAUUAAGAUGAGUACAAAACAUACCGAAGAGGACGAUGAUUCUUCUCAUCUAAUUAUACCUAACAAAGAUAGAAGGAAACAGAAGAGUUCUCAUGAUGACAAGGAUUCGGCUCCAUCUCCAAAGCCUCCUGAUUCAGAUUCUCGGGAGAGUGCUCCGUCCAAGUCCCCACGGCCAUCACCACUGCCACUGCCGCCUCAGUUGAAACCAUCAAUAUUAUCACCGCCUUGGCUAAAACUUCCCCCACCGUUUAUGUCGCCACCACCAUCUAAAUAUUUAAGUCCACCACCAUCACCGCAACCGCCACCUCUACCAUUACCAUCACCAUCACUGCGACCACCCUCACCAUUGCCGCCAUCACCACCACCACCCUCAUUGCCACCACCUUCAUCGCCACCGCCACCACCGCCACAAUCACAAUCAGUGCCGUUGCGCAAUGGCAAUCCUUCUCCUCCUCCUCCUCCUCCUUAUUAUCCACGUAAACAGUGGCCACCACCGUUGCAACCAUUAUCGUCGCCACCACAAUUCCGUGCUCCACCUCCCCCUGAUAGACCUUCUUCGCGGCGUAAUGCACCCUCCAAUGAUUCAACCCAGGGAACCUCUGAGAAGUCACGAUCAGGUCACCAUAAGCAUGGUGUUGCUUCCCAUACAAACUCAACAGGUUCUUCUCCCAAUCAAACCUCUUCUGGUGAUAAUUCAGGAAAAUAUGUUGGUUACACACUCGCUGGGAUUUUUGCUGUUGCCUUGGUUGCUGUAGCUGUAGCUCUUGUUUUCGUGUUUAAGAAGAAAAAAUCAAGAAGGGAUGCCUAUACUACACCCUAUAUGCCACCCUUUAAAAUUCAUGUAAAAUCAGGUAAAUCAUUUGUAGUCAUUUUUCGUACUUAG
Molecule: messenger RNA, 928 nt
Organism: Glycine soja
Lineage: Eukaryota; Viridiplantae; Streptophyta; Magnoliopsida; Fabales; Fabaceae
Product: pollen-specific leucine-rich repeat extensin-like protein 2
Exons: 1
Coding region: 53-928 (291 amino acids)
Source: RefSeq, a predicted model, not a curated record